Messenger RNA from Cantharellus anzutake, 1680 nucleotides. RefSeq lists its product as uncharacterized. NCBI's taxonomy places the organism in Eukaryota, Fungi, Basidiomycota, Agaricomycetes, Cantharellales, Hydnaceae. Gene Ontology annotation, biological process: secondary metabolic process. The annotation marks the transcript as partial. Gene Ontology annotation, molecular function: CoA-ligase activity. The record is from RefSeq and is a predicted model, not a curated record. The transcript has 7 exons.
AUGGAGGACAUUACUCUAUAUGACUUUAUGUUCGACACCUGCCAUGACCCGGAUGAUCGCAACGACAUUCGAGAAGACCAAGUCUGGUUCCUCGACGCAAGCACUAACGAACACUUUACUCGCCGACAGAUCCGCGCUCGCACAGACGCACUGGCCAUUGGCUUCCAGCUUCACUUCCGUUCGAAAAUUUCCCAUCGAACCUUUACUACCAACCUUGGGAUAGGUCCGGUUGUGAGCGUGGUUGUGCCCAAUGAUAUUGAUUUUGGAACGGUCAUCUGGGCUUGCCACAGACUUGGCUACACUGUUGCGCCCAGCAAUGCUACCGUAACCGUUGAUGAGCUCAUCCAUCAGUUGCGUUUGACUCAAGCGAGUUUCAUCGUCGUACAUCCCUCUGCAAUAGAACGUGCACUGGCCGCUGCCUCCAGAGUUGGGAUACCAACGGAUAAUAUCAUUGCGUCUGAUGACGUUCAGACACCAUUAUUGACCUUGAAAGGUGUGCUUGACUCUGGACUCUUGGCUCUUGAGCGUGGCGAACGUUUUCGCUCCGUUUCCACCCUACCACCUGGGGUGCCCAGGGUUGCCUUCCUCUGCUUUAGCAGUGGUACUACUGGGUUGCCCAAAGCUGUCAUGAUCCCUCACAAAUCGGUCAUUGCGAACAUCAUCCAGGUUGCUCACUCAGGCUGUCUCCUACCCCGUUCCCUUGAUCCUAUGGUGCAAGACAGGGCGUUAGGUGUUAUUCCAAUGUCGCACAUGUACGGGCUCCUCACACUUUUGCAUCUAUGUCCUUAUUUGGGCAUCACGUCAACUUUAUACGCUUCAAUGCCGAGAUUUGAAAAUUUCCUUGAUUCAUUAGAGCGUCUGCGAAUCAAUCAUCUCUUUUUAGCACCGCCAUUGGUGCACGCAUUCAAUAAGCAUCCUUCCUCCAAAGGACGCGAUUUUUCCUUUUUCAAAACGUGCCUCGUUGCGGCCGCACCCCUGGAUGGUCAAAGCGAAGUGGAAUUUCGAAACCUUGUGAACUCACCCCAUUUUUUAAUUUCGCAGGCAUUUGGUAUGACCGAAACAGCCGGCCUUAUCUCGGGUCCACAUUUAGGGGCUCUACCAUGCCAUGGCUCCGUUGGACAGUUAAUGCCAAUGACGGAAGCUAAGCUCCUUAACAGUUCUUCCGGCGUACCUGUUCUUCAAGGGUCAGGCCGCGUGCGAGGCGAACUUCUGGUCCGAGGACCCCAAAUCUGUCUUGGGUACUUAAACAACGAGAAGGCCACGCGUGAAACGUUCGACAGUGAUGGAUACGUUAGGACUGGUGACGAGGUGGAAAUUGAUGAAAAUGGAAUCAUUUAUAUUGUGGACCGUCUCAAAUCAAUUAUUAAAUGCAAGGGGUUCCAAGUCAGUCCGUCUGAACUUGAAGGCCAUAUGCGGGGCCACCCAUGCGUUCGGGACGCGGCGGUAAUUGGCAAGCCCGACCCACGUUGUGGCGAAGUUCCUGUCGGAUUUGUUGUACUCUCUAAUGAGGGUGUGGCUCAAACGCGUCAGGGGAUAGAUGUGAAAGAGACUAUUAUGGCCUACAUACGGGGGAAAUUGGUGUGUGACAAGAUUUCGCAGUACAAGUGGUUAGCAGAAGUUCAUUUCAUUGAUGCUAUCCCGAAACUCCCUUCUGGGAAGAUACUGUCCCGUGAACUCAAG